Messenger RNA from Archocentrus centrarchus (flier cichlid), 1986 nucleotides. RefSeq names its product solute carrier family 52 member 3-2a (gene slc52a3-2a). The transcript has 4 exons. Gene Ontology annotation, biological process: riboflavin transport. The record is from RefSeq and is a predicted model, not a curated record. NCBI's taxonomy places the organism in Eukaryota, Metazoa, Chordata, Actinopteri, Cichliformes, Cichlidae. Bases 127 to 1458 code for a protein of 443 amino acids. Gene Ontology annotation, molecular function: riboflavin transmembrane transporter activity. Gene Ontology annotation, cellular component: plasma membrane.
UGUGGUGCGCGCGCGCGCACACACACACACACACGUUUACUGUGCAGGACUUUGGCUUCUUCUUCUCUUUGUGUCUGCAGAUUUCUCCAAACUCUCCACCAAACUGCCUAGUAACCCACCUCCAACAUGUCUCUUCUCACCCACCUGUUGGCAUGCCUGUUCGGUAUGGGUUCCUGGGUCUCCAUCAACGGCCUGUGGGUGGAGCUGCCUCUGGUUGUCCCCCAGAUCCCAGAGGGUUGGUACCUGCCCUCCUACCUGUCAGUCCUCAUCCAGAUGGCCAACAUUGGGCCUCUCUUUGUCACCCUGAUGCAUCGUUUCCGACCGGGCGCUCUGAACGAGGCGGCCGUUAUAUAUGUGAUCAUCGGCCUGGGUACAGUGGCGAGUUUCUUGCUGGGGUUCUUCUGGAAGGAGACUGUGGUUGUAGCAGGAAUCUCUCACAGUGUGCCUCUCCUCAUUUUAACUUUCUUCCUAGCUACUGUUGACUGCACUUCUUCCGUCACCUUCCUUCCCUUCAUGAUGCGCCUCAAGCCUCAGUAUCUCACCACCUACUACAUCGGGGAGGGUGUGAGCGGCCUGCUGCCGGCUCUAGUGGCUCUGAUCCAGGGUGUGGGGGUCGUCCACUGCAUAAACAGCACACAGUCUGUGAACCACACCCUCAAUAUGACCUUCGAUCUCCAGGCCCAGUAUCAGCCUGCAAACUUCUCCGUUGAGGUGUUUUUCUUCUUCCUCAGUGCCAUGAUGCUGGUGUGCCUGGGGGCUUUCCUCCUCCUGAACUACCAUCCAUCUGUGGCCAGGGAGCAACCAAACAGCAGACACGCCACCAGAGUGAAACGGAAAGCUCAGAAAAGCAGGGAGUGGGUCGAGCAGAAGCCAAUGAUGGAUCUGCACAGUCCAGCAAACCAGAAGCUCAGAAGCAGCUUUGGCACUGGCUCAUACAGCUGGAUGCAGGUGUUUUAUAUUUUUGGGAUUCUGACCUGGGUGAACGCUCUGAGCAACACGGUUCUUCCCUCGGUGCAGUCCUACUCGUGCCUGCCAUACGGGAACAACGCUUACCACUUGUCGGCCACUUUAGCCGCGUUGUCCAACCCUCUGGCAUGCUUCAUCGCCAUGUUCUUACCAAUCAGAUCCCUGCUGUUCAUGGGAGCCCUCACAGUGAUUGGCACUGGAGUUGGAGUUUAUAUAAUGAUCAUGGCAGUGCUGAGUCCAUGCCCACUGCUGGUUAAUGAUACCUCAGGUGGUGUUCUCAUUGUGCUGGCCUGGGUCCUCCUUAUUCUCACUCUGUCCUAUGUGAAGGUGAUCAUCGGGGUGAUCCUCCGUGAUGAAGGCCACAGCGCACUCGUGUGGUGUGGAGCUGUGGUGCAGCUGGGCUCUCUGCUGGGAGCUGUGACCAUGUUUCCUCUUGUCAGUGUGUACAACUACUUUUCCUCAGGAGACCCGUGCAACACAAAAUGUCCCUAAAUGAAGAAGUGGCAAAGAAGACGCUGGAAGCAGAUUUAGUAACUGCUAACAUCUUAGUGAGUGAGAUGAGGAAAAUCGAUUUAUGUAUUCCCAUUUUUUUUGUGAUCCAAUAAGUUCAUUUAUGCAUUUACUGAUCCUGAUCAGUGUGACUCGUGUGUGAAUCUGUGUAAAAUCUACAGCGGUGGUUCAGAACUGCCACAGCAGAUAAACACUGACUUUGACUCUGUGUGGGAUCUCCCGGCAUCCUUUAAGGUACUAUCACUCAGGGGUGGGGUUAGAUCUCAAGUGGGACAGCACUGCCACUGUGGGACAGGUCAGCAGUGCUGAGAGGUACUCAGAACUGAAGUUAUUUCAGCUGCUCUUCUGUUUGGUAACAGUUUUUGGGCUUCGGUCUGGACACAUCCGUACUAGCUUGCCACACCUUUUUUGGGCCAUAUCUGAUCAUUUUAGCUAUUUCAGUUAUGACACACAUAUUCUGUCAUUUUACACUGUAUUUCUCCCCUGUGUGAAACUGAAAAAUAACUAGCA